Messenger RNA from Xyrichtys novacula (pearly razorfish), 25872 nucleotides. The record is from the annotation of a GenBank genome assembly. NCBI's taxonomy places the organism in Eukaryota, Metazoa, Chordata, Actinopteri, Labriformes, Labridae.
AAGCCGGAAUGCUAACUUAGCCUAGCAUCAGUAUAGCACAUCUCGGCUCCCCUCCCCCCAAAGCCGAGCUGAAGGGAGGCGUCAGGGUUACUGUUAAGACUCAUUAUACGCAAUAGCAUGUUUCUUAGCUCACAUUCAAUCGCCAUGUCCAGUAACAUCAGGGUGGGAUAUUGCUAUAUUGACAUAUUAAAAGGUUGUAGUGUGAGACUUGAGUGAGUCGUCAUUAAGGCACAUCUGGCAAACUUACGGAGUCAAAACAUAAGGCCUUUCAGCCCAACAUGUCGGCCUUUUUCUGUUCCCACGUCGCCAUUUUCAGCCUCUUACAUUUCCAUCAACAGAACACUAUACCUCCAUACUACUCAGGACUGACAACAACACCCACUCUAGAUGUGCGUAUUAGUUAACAGCCUCUCUUUCACACAGCUACGAUCGUUUAAAUGGACCUUUGUACGUUGAUAUCCGCAGAGUUUGAGUAAACCAGGCUGAAGGUGAGAGGCUUUAUGGUCUCCUGUUGGAAGCUCCAUUGUUCUAUUCUUAGCUAAUGCUAAAGUUAGCUCAACGACACGGUGGCCUGGUUGUCUGAUUAUGUCAGUAAACAUGUAAGUCUAUAAUUCCCCUGAUGCUUCUACCAUUAAAUAUACUAUUAACAAAAAAUGGAGCAACGUACCUUUUAAGUCACGUUAGACUUUGAUCACCACCGCGAAAUUCCGCCUCGAGCUGAGGUAUUCGGUAGAAUUGUACGUCGGUGGAGAGUUCAGGUCGUAUAUAUGCGGUCAGUAUGACGUCAUUCUUGCGUGAACCACUCCCUCGUUGGUUCUUUCCCCGAGCGGGCUUUCGGUAUAGCCAAUAGUUAAACGGGUUGGCAACUACGUUGUUAAUAUUGUCCCCUUUUAUCCCUCUUAUAAAUAUAUAAAUACAAGAAAAAAGAAAUAAUUCACGCCUACAUGGCUGCUGGGUCGAUAAAAAACUUUUUUAAAAUAUCUUAUUUAAAAGCUAGGAAUGUCAUUCACUCAGGUAGACAUGAUAUUGGACACUAUGUAUUCAUAUACCCACACUUGAAUACAAUUUUAUGAUGCAAUACCUAUGUGUUUCUUGAGACUAUUGCAAUGCCGCACUGUGUCCUAUGAACAACUGAUAUUUUGCUGAAUUGUCCUAUAAGACCUGUGAUUUGCACUGCCGUGCAAAUCUUAGUAGCUAACAUCAUAGAAAUAAUCAUCUCAUUAUGAUAAAGGUUUAAAAUGGACAACUAAUGAGUGUAAGAAAAAAAUCGUGGCAGUUUAUCGGAUUAAAUUAUCUUAUUUGUCUGAACCAUUGCAUUUAAUGCCAAAAAUUUUGUAAAAUACAUUUAUUUACUUCAUUAUUGCAUAUUUUAUAAUAGUUCUGAAUCAAUUUUGUAGAAUUGUGUGGACUGGAGUCUGUUAUCUUUUUUAUGAUUGAAAAAUAGUAAAGGUGAUUUGUCCUGAUCUACACCACAGGAAAAUGUUAAUGGAAAUGAAACACGUACCUAAACAUAUAUGGAAUGAAAUCCUCUCUAAAUUUGAAAUCCUCUCUAAAUUGACUGAAAAGUAGAAAACUCAUCUCGGCUUCUAAGAAAAACAGAGUCUGUCAAUCUCCUUUUUUGAUAACCUUGAAUGAUAUGUACUUGGCUCUACAUUGUACAUUUUGUACAAUAUCUAUCCUGGUAUUUGAUAACGUUUUUGAAAAAAAAAAAGGUGGAAGCUGAAUGUGUCACCUUUGUAAUAUAUACUGUGCAUGAAGAAAUAACGUGAACAUACCACUAUAGUCGAAAUUAUUUGUAAUACACCAUAUCCCAUAGUUCAGUUCUUCUCUCGUUGUCCCUUUCCUACUACUUCCUCCUGUCUUGCGCAGGCGCACACUAUAGUAGAAUGCGGAUUUCGAAGCUAAUAAGAAUAGGUAGCUAGUAAGCUAAAAACAACGUUGAGGUUGAAAGGCUUUAAACUUAUAAAAUGUCCAAAUCUCAUCCACAACCCCCGUUAUCUUCGGCAGCGACGACAACCGGAGGGCCCUCUUCGUCCUCCUCAUCCUCGCCCGCUGGGGGCUCGACAUCUCCCGCAACCGUGUUGAACGUGCAGCCCGAGAAACCUCAACAUUACACGUACGUAGCUAGUUAGCUGGAUUAGCUUCAGGUGUACACAACCUCACGUGAAGCUAUUUUUAUCAAUGACGAGCUCGAUAAUAUUUGAAGAAUAAUUAUUGGUAAAUACCUAAGAUUUCUAGAGGCGGAUCAAAGUAAGAAAUAACAGUCUAGAACAGUUUGAUAACGUGAUUUUGUUCUCACAAAGAGGCCCGACUUUACUAAACUGAGCCGUUUUAUAAUGCUUACUGUAUGUACAUUAUGAGUAAAUGUCUUACUGCCACCAAAACUCAGGGGCAUUCACGACCCUGGAGGGACCUUGAUAUGAGCAGCAUCUGAUUUGGCUGGUAUGAGGAUGUUAAAGAAAAGUUGUGACCUCUCAAACACUCCUCAGAUCCAGCAGAUCGGGAGUAGAUCUUGCAGCAGACUCCGAAAUACUCAGUCCUAAGUUGAUAAACUGGAUUUAUUUAUGCAAAUAUAGGGUAAUUUAACUACUUUUUCUGUCUAGACAACAUUGGACUAAAGUUAAUUCUUGUACUUUAUUGACCUGGGUUAAAUAAUGACUGACGGUGUGAAAAUAUAAAUUUAUUUGCUUUUGGACAGGACAAAAGGCAGUGAAACCACUCUUUCCUGCAUUUUGACAAAUAGUACAAAGGUCCCACAAUUAUGAAACUGUGUCAAAGAAGUCUGUACACUAUACAGAAUAAAUUAAACCAGGUCUGGUAAGUCCAUGUACUAGAGUUUGUUGACCUGGUCCAUUUAGUUCAGUCAAAAAAAAAACAAAAAAAAAACCGAACAAACAAAAGCUUUGAAAUCACCGUUCUUUGCCCUUAAGUUAUAGCAUAAAGGUUUUAUGAAUCUGAAAUUACAUUUUGAAAAGAGUUGUUACGUCUCUAAGUUUAAUGUAGUCUAGAUACGAAGCGUCCAGGUAUUAUGGUUCUUGACCAGCACCGGGUCCAAAGAUGGACAAAGCAGAAGAAUUGCCCUUUUUUUGCAUGUACCGAACUGUGAUACAAAGAUUUUAUAGCCUUUCAUAUAUUGAACUAGAUCUAAAAGGGUUAAAAAUCGUGGUUUUGGAUAAGGACCCAAUCCAUAGUGGUCUUGACAGGGAAACAAAAACAAAAAACUCCCCUUUUGAAACCUUUUAAAAUAGAGUCUGUGGCCUCUCAGGGAUUACCUAGUCCAGAUCUGAGAAAUCCAUUAGCUGUGGUUUUUAAUUAAAACUUUGAUACCAUAACCUUGCCAUGGCCAUGUCACAAUUGGUGUAGAAGAUGAAUGCUUCAUGGUUUCAUGCUAAUUUGGUGGUUUUGGCUGCGGAAUAAACUUCUAGACUAACUUGAGACUUCGUCAAACACAGAUAAUCAAAUUGGAAAUAGUAUAUUGAAGUAAUAUUUCUGCCAGUAUUUCUGCCUUAAAGCCUAUUUCAUUACCAGCUGUUGUUUUUCCUCUCUUUCAGAUAUUUGAAGGAAUUCAGAACAGAGCAGUGCCCUCUGUUUGUACAGCAUAAAUGUACACAGCACAGGCCUUUUUCCUGUUUCCACUGGCACUUUCUGAACCAACGACGCCGCAGACCCAUCAGGAGACGUGAUGGGACCUUUAACUAUAGCCCAGAUGUUUACUGUACCAAAUAUGAUGAGGGAACAGGCACCUGCCCUGAUGGAGAUGAGUGAGUGUGACUGAGAGUUCAGUUUUGUACACGACUGAAGCUCCACAAUAGAACAACAUCUAUAUUCUUGAAAAAUAGAAACAUGACCAAUUGCAGUGUAACAACCUUGUUAAGAACUAAUUGGUCUUCUUAAAGGACCGGUAUAGUCUGCUGAAGUGUCUUUACAUCUCAAUGGCUUGAUUCUUUUGUUCCCUGACGACUUGUAACAUCUGGUCUGUAAAAUGUGAAAAGCUUUGACAUUCAAAUAAGGAAAUACUUAAGAUAGAUACCAGACCACCUGAAUGGUUUGUAACACCUUUUUAAAAUAUGGUCAAAGUUAGCCCAGUUGUGAAUGAGGACACACCCUGUAUGCUAUUGUAAGUCAAGAUGAACACUGUGGAAGAAUAGUGUGAGAUGAACCAUCUAUUUGAAGUGAGGAUUGACCCCUGGACACAGUCACUCUGCCUCCCUGUGGGUUUUUUUUUUUUUAAAUUAAAAUGUGUUUAGCUUGUCUUGGUGAUGUUCAAAGCAAUGCAAAUGUACAGACAGGCACAGAUUGAGGAUCAAACUGGAAGGCCUUUGGUACAGGCUACUGUUAAAAAUACCAAGUGAAUGUUUCAGAUGUUUAAACUUUACCUUAGGUUUCAAGGGGCUGCUGGUUAGCUCGCUUAUCAAAGUUCAUUCAGGAAUAACACACACAAUGUGACCAACAACCUUCAAUGGUAGUUUGGCUGCAAAAUAUUUGAUUUAUUUUUAACCAGUUUAUCAAGACAGUGUCUGUAGUUUAGAAAUAAAACCAGCACGUGGCAUGUCUGAGGCAAGUAGAGCUUACAAAAUGACUUAGUCUUUGAAAAUAGUAUAAAGAUGACACAAAUAAGAGGACUGGCUUUUUUAAAGGAAUGUUUUUUUUUUUGACUACAAAAUUUAAUUCUGAUUUUUAAACAUAAAUGCUCAUUUUAAAUUUGAUGCCAGCAUGCUUAAAAACAAUUGGGAUAUGUUGGCUUUUGAUGUUUCACCAGCUCUUCCUUUAACACCCUGUAUAUGUUUGUGAACUCAAGAGAACAGUUUCUGGAGUUUGGAAAAUGGAUUAUUGUCCCAUUCUUGCCUGAUAGAAGAUUUCACAUAUUGUAAUCCCUGUUGUCAGAAUCUGGUUUGUCAUGGUCUUGCUGAAAUAUGAAGGUCUUCACUGAAAAAGUCUUUGUCUGGAUGGCAGUAGAUGUUGCUCCUAAAUCUGUAAAUAUUGUUCAGCAUUAAUGGAGCCUUCACAGAUGUGGAAGAUACCCAUUGCAUGGACUCUUAUGAUCCCCAUACCAUCAGGGACACUGGUUUUGGACUGAGAGCUGAGAACAAACUGGAUGGUCCCUCUCCUUUGAAAGUAGAAUCCAUUUGUUAGACCACACAGCAGCUUUACCACCCAACUUCAGUCCAGCUUAAAUAGCCACAGACUCUGAGAUGUCAACAGUGUUUCAGGAUCGUGUUUCUAUGUGGUUCCUUCUUUGUAUGGUUCAGUUUUGUCCUCAUUUGUGGAUGCAGUAAUGAAAUGUGUCCCUGUUUUAAGUGAUUUUGAGCCCAUGCUGUGAUGUCCACUCCAGAGUCCUGUCUGUUUUUAAUGCAGUGCUGCCUGAUCAGGAUUACCCAGUCUUGGUUUUGCUCCUUGUCCCUUUAGUACAGAAAUUUCUCCAGAUUCUCUGAAUCUUUUAAUGAUAUUAUGUUCUGUAGAUUAAAAAUCCACUCAAAUCCACAUUUGACACUCAGGAACAUUAUUCUGAAACUGUUGAACUAUUAACUCGCUGAGUCUCUCACAGAGUGGUGAACCUGUUGAGCAUAUAUAUUUUCAUUAAGAUUUGAUUUGAAUGACUUAGUAAAUAACAUUUAUAGAAGAGGAGAAUUUGUAUUGAUCAAGAGGAAUCUUUUAAAUACAAGGAAUAUCUGAAUCUUAUUUUACAUAUGCUGUAACUACUUGUUUUGAAACACUUGUUGGUCUAAAUGUUCUGAUGAAUGUUCUGUUGUGAAUUUAUGUUUCUUUUCUAGAUGUCCGUUUCUACAUCGAACAGCAGGUGACACAGAACGAAGGUACCACCUCCGCUACUAUAAGACAGGAUCAUGUAUCCAUGAAACAGAUGCAAAAGGUCACUGCAGUAAAAAUGGCUCCCAUUGUGCCUUUGCACAUGGAUCACAUGACCUUCGCAGCCCUGUUUAUGAUAUAAGGUAGGAAAGGAGAAACCAGCUUACCUUUGACUUCAUAUUAUUCCACCUUGGUGUGUUAGUUUCUGUGAAACGUAUAAGGUCUCUUUGCAUGAUUUAUUUGUACAGGGAAGUGCAAGUCAUGGAAUCUCAGGGAGGCCCAGGAGCUACAGAGGGAGGUGGAGGAGAUGGACAGUCGGGACAGGCAGCAAGUACAGCCCUCAUAGAGAAGAUCCUCAGUGAAGAGCCGCGAUGGCAGGGUGAGUCUAAACUGCAGAACUUCAGUAGCUCUCAGGUUCUGCAUUGAGUUGCUGAUUAUCUUUUCAAUGCUUAAGUUGACAUGUCCUUGUUAGAGCUGAGAACACAGUGCAGCAAAUAUGACAAAUACUUAAAACAGGUUCUAAACUGUGGAUAGUUUUCACAGGGCCAAGCUGUUAUGAUGUUCAAGUCAUUAUUACAUGAGGAUAAAGUUGUUUCAAGAUAAAAAAAAACCAUUUUCUUUUAAGAAUAAAAUCAUGUUACAAAAAUAGAGUCGUUAAUUUAGUCAAUGAUGAGUCACUGUUUAUAAGAGGGAUCCCACAUGUCUCAUGGUAAAUGGGCCGAUGUCCACUUUGAAAUGAACACUGCAUGAUAUGUUGGUUUUUGUCUACCUGCUUCAUACAAGAAACAGUCACCAAAGUGAAAGCAAACAGAAUGCUUUACACCAUAAGGGUUUAUCUGAUAGAUACAGACUGCUGCUGCUGUGAGGGACAUAGACAGGAUAAGUCCAGAAAACUUCAGGGCCCAAAUAUCCUGAAGUUGUCUGGAAAUAGCACACUUUAAACACGUGAAAGUGUGCUGUUGUAUUUUCUGUUGUUUUGGAAAAGUUGGUCCACUUUUAAAAAGUAGUUAUUUUGCAGCUGAGGAUGCAGUCAUCUUGAUUUGUACUUCACAUUAACUCUUGAGGUCUGGCAAACACCACACUUCUGGUCCUCUGAUAGGAGGAACUUCUGUAUUUUCAUGUUUUAGUGUCCUAUCUCACAUUUUCCUCUGUGUCUUCAUCUAUGUUUGCAUCUCUAGAUAACAACUAUGUGCUGUCCCACUACAAGACAGAGCUCUGUAAGAAACCCCCACGUCUGUGCCGUCAAGGUUAUGCUUGUCCGUACUACCACAACAGCAAAGACAGAAGGCGCAGUCCACACAAACACAAAUACAGGUGCCUUGUCCCUUGUUGUAAUGUAUUUGAACUUUUGUUGUUUUCUUUGUCUUUUUUUAUACCUGGCUGUGGAUUGUCUAACAGAGUUGUUGUUGUUGAUCCCUCUGCUGCAGAGCCUUGCCAUGUCCAGCUGUGAAACAGAGUGAGGAAUGGGGGGAUCCCAGUAAAUGUGAGGGAGCAGAGGGGUGUCAGUACUGCCACACAAGAACAGAACAACAGUUCCACCCAGAGGUUUGUCUCUUUCAGCAGAGAUUAUUCACAGAUCAGAGCAGACAGCAGACCAAUAUCAGUAAUGUUUACAUGCAGAUCAUUUUCAGAUCUCUGGAGUUACCUGAUUACUACAGAAGCCAUGUAAACAUCAUUAUAUGACUCAAAAGUGUCAAACCUCAUCCAAUCAGAAUCCUUUUGCUCUGUCUUUCGUAACAUACAGCAUGAGACAAUUUAAAAUGCCCGUGUUUUUAAAUUGUUGUCCAUGCCUGCUGCGUCUUCACAUUAUUUAAGAACUACUUUUUGCCUUUUUAGAUCUUGUAUUGAACUUUCUGUCUGUUAUUUCUUUCUUAGUCAUGAAACAUUUAUUCAGACAUGUGCUGCUCACCCUUGUAAAAUAUAUCUUGACUUUAAUGCGUUAUUACCUAGUUAAAUAGAAAGACAAAUAAUCUAAUAAUCAUUCUCUGACAAACGCCACUAUUAGGUUGUAUAUAAUCAGAGAAACACGCCCAGUUUUUUGCUCAAUAAUUGAUUACAUUGAGGGCACUUGUAUAGUAUAAUCUGGUUUCUUUUGUACAACUACAUUUUGCAUGAGUAAAGCAGAAGCAGGAGCGAAAGAAGAGAAACGGCAAGCAGAGGGAGGAUGUGGAUAAAAAUAUUCUUCAUCAUCCAGAGCUAGGCACACAUGCAAUAAACCUGAAUGAUCAGCAUUUAUUUUCCAUCAGCUGUUAACAUUGAUGUUUAUUUGACUAGUGAUUAUCAAAACUUUUAAUUUCUGUUACAUUCAUUUUUCUGUUUUACGGUCACUACUUGGUACCUGGCUUCAGAGAAGCACUGCCAGCUGAUUUGCACAGAGGCAAGGAGUUUGUAUAUGUCUGCAUGAACGGCUUAGCUUUAAGACAUUAAAGGCUUACAGGUCCUGUAAGUCAAAUAAUACUGUGAAGAGCCGUUUGGGAGACUAGAGAGCCAGUUCUUGCUGAGUCAAAUAAAGUAUAACACCGAAAAGAGCCUGAAUUCCCAUCACCUGGAGUAUUUAUCCAGAGGUAGUUUUUUUUCUCUUUUUCAUUAAGUGACCAUAAACACGUGAAAUUAAAUUUUUACAAUGACCUGAGUAUUCCUAGAUAUUCCAGAGGUCUCAAUUAUUAAAUUUAAGUAACAGUGAAAUAAAUGGUGCUGAGUAGUGUUACAGGACACCCAAACAGAAAACUGCUAAUGUGCUAAUUAGCACUCUAGCUUACAGAUAGCCUUGCUUAUGGCCUCAAACAUGGCAGUCUGAAUACAAACAUUGUUGUAAAGAUUCUGUUUACAAGCAGCAAGUCCACCACAGCACUUACUAUUGCUCAUCUACACACACAGCACAGAUGUCCCCAUGAAAGAGCUCAUACGCUGUCAAUGAAAUCAAGUUGAACUGCGAGCUGCAUCAUGUAGUUUGCAUGUAUUGCCAAACCUACAACUAGGGGGGCAGUGUCCGACUCUCCAACACCAGUUAUCAGAUGAGUGUGUUCACGUAAACAGUCAAUGUGUGUUUUUGUUCAUUUCCACAGAUCUACAAAUCCACUAAGUGUAAUGACAUGCAGCAGUGUGGCAGCUGCCCUAGAGGGCCUUUUUGUGCCUUUGCUCAUGUUGAAAGUGAGUAUUCAUGUUAUAUUUCAAAAUUCUUUUCAGCUUCCACCCAAAGAUUUAAUUUACAGUUUACACAAUGAUUGUGCAUACUUCCUCCAGAGCCCUUUGUUCCAGAGGAGCCAUCAUUCCCCACACCAAGCUCCCCUCCGCCUCCACGACCUCCAGACCCUUUUCCUGCCCAGGAAGUUUCAUCAAGUCCCAGCAGACCUAGCAUGGGGCCUGGGCCUGGUUUAGGAUCUGUUUCAGUCCCUUUCUCCCCAUCCGCUGGGCCCUGUGUCGCGGAGCAGGGACUUCUGGGUAGUGUUUUAUCUCUGUGUGAAGAUGUGAGUGGAGCAGCAGAGCCUCCGUCUCCUUGGGCUGGAGAGGGAGGCUACUGUCGAGCGCCGGGGUUUGAGAGGGAGGAUCAGGUAAGAAGGCUGCCCACAUGUUGGGACAGAGACAACAAAACACCCAAAAAGUUGGCUCAUAUUUAAAAAACUAGCUGCCCAAAUAAUGUUGCUAAUUUGCAAUAUGUCAGGAAUGGGACUAGGUAUAAAAAGGUGUUUUCAAGAGGCUGAGUCUCUGAAGAGUAAAGAUGGAUAGAGAUCUGCACCCGUGUGAGAGACUGAAUAGGCAAAUAGUUCAAUAAUUUCAACAUCCCGCUGUCCAAACUGGACUCCUGAAGAAGAGCUGAUGCAGCAUAAUAGUAAACAUUUCCCUGUCCCAGCUAUUUAAAACAUCCUGUUGGAAUCGGCAGUGAAAUUAUCAUUUUUCCCCACAUAACAAUAAUAUAGUCCAGUUUUUAACCAUUUGACACGUUGUCUUUUAUUCUUGUCUGACCUGUUUUCAAUCAAAUAGUGGCUGUAAAUGGUUUACAAACCACUAAAAUCUCAUUCUUUAUUUUUUGUGAUUUCAGGCCAAACAAAGGUGUUUUGCUCUAGAGCAGCGAAACAGAGAGUUAUCAUCAACGCAAAGCAAACAGGUAAAAUGAAAACCUCCAGCAAAACAGUCUCUCUUCUCCUCUGUUGAAGUUCACUCUCAUCUGUCUUUUGUCUCUCCUUUAGGAUCUGUUAGUGUUUCUUCCUGUUGGUAGCCCAUUGAGUCUGUCCUCUAGCAUCCCCUCCAGUCUGGCUGCUACACCACCCAGUCCUGCUCCUCUUGGACCACCAGGAUCCGGUAUCACCUCAGGCAUGAAUGCUAACGCCCUGCCCUUUUACCCUACCAGUGAGACUGUAGAGUCAGUCGUUGGUGAGUUCAGAAAAAUAUUCCCAUUUCAAGCAGCUAUGACACUAAAAGACUUAGCAGCACAAAACAAAGAAUAAAAAUAUAUUGUUCUCUUUUUGUGCUGCAGAGUCAGCCUUGGAUGAUCUUGACCUGAAUGAUUUUGGAGUGUCAGCGUUGGAGAAGAGUUUAGAAAGCAGCUCUGCCCUCCCCAGUGUGGGAGUUGUUCUCGGUAUUUUGAUGACUCAAGAUUAAACACACAAAGUGCAUGCGAUUUACCACAAACACAAAUGUAGAAAAUGUACAUAAUAAAGUCAGUGCAGGUUUAAGGAAACCUUACUUUUGAUCUCCUUGCCUUUAUAGGUGGUAGCCAGUUUCAGAGCUCUGCUCCUGUCAACAUCCCAGGAUCCUUUAGCAGCUCUGCUCCCUUCAGCUCUCCUUCACCAUCCCCUCCUAUCAGGCCACAAACUUCGCCCUUCUUUUCUACUCACCUGCCUCAGCCUGGCCAAUCAGAAAGCACCUUCUUGGGACCAUCUCAUAGCUCUUUAGGUGUGUGAAAUCACAGUCAGGGUGACAAAGGUGUAAAAACAGGGCCUUACUGUCAUUAAGCAAUUCUUCUUUCCUCUUCUUUUGCAGGCCUUAACGGAAUGAGCACGAAUAUCUGGGAGCAUUUUCCCUCAGGCCAGGGCUCUCCUGGUACUCCUCCAACCCUGCUGCCCUCUGGCCCCUGUGCUGAGUCCUCCAGACUCAAACAGGAGCUUGAGGAAGCUCAUAGGACAUUGAAGCAAUGGGGCCACAGCUGGAGACACACAGCUCAGGUACAUAUAGGGUCCGAAAUUAACUUAAAUUGACUAAUGUGUUUCACUAUAUCCCUCUGACAUACUAUGGUUUGUUAUGGUAUUGUGUUGAAUUUAUAUUCAUAUUUCAUUCAUCAUUUAAUUAACCAGUCAUUUGCAUUACAUUUUAAUUCUACAUUGCACCAAUUUCCAUAAAGCACAUGAUUCUGGCAGGAUAUUUGAGGUGUAGACUUCAUGGAUAUUAAGGAUAGGCCUUGGCUGUCCAUAUUUUUUUCUCACUCACAAACCAGUCACCGCACACUGGGGAGCGCAUUGGACGGAUGUGAGAAAUGCAGAAAGUCAAACUUGUCCUGAGAAAAAUAAUGACAGGUGAAAGUUUUGGAGUCAGUUUGCAAACUUGUUUGACACUGCAUGAGAUAAUAUUUCUUUUAAACAAGCAGCUCAAACAAAAAAACAGGGUAACAGAGUCAGUGUACAAAGACCUGAAAGCCAGAAGUACACUUGUACUGGGGCCUUGCAUUUGAUACGUUCGGCUGCUUCAUGAGUAUUAAAUGUUCACAAACUUGACUGUAGACCAUGUGUUCUGCUUGGUGGAUACCUGUAGAGGAGGCACAUGAGCUCAGGCUGUAUGCAACUACUGGAAUAAGGGAUGAAAACCAGACGUGGCUGAAGUUGCAGGGGUUUCUGUUAUGUGAAUUCUGGGUUUCAGUCUCCUAGUGACUAACAAAGUUUUAAGCCAGCUCAGACAACUGAUGACCAGUGGUCAGAUCACACACUGUAAGCACCAUCCCCGCUCAGUUUUUCAUCAAUCAGUAAGACUUUUUUGCAAAACACUUUUCAUGCAGCUAAAUAAAGCACAAAGUGUUGUAUGACAACAAAGAUGAAUAAAAACUACCAAAAUGUAAUAAAAAAAUAAGAAGUAAGGGACUGAAGAGCAGAGGAAACACUGGGUUCAUGAUGAGGAAACACUACAGGUAAAAUUAAGAAUGUUUAAACCAAAGAUAGGAAGUGUAUGAAAUAAUAUCAAGAGUAAAAAAAAAAACAGAUAAAAUUAAGAUAAUUAGCCAGCUCAUAAAUAAAACAAAACAACAAUAGGAUAGUAAAAACAUUAGGGAAUGAUUGGCAAUGUUGUAUCUCAUCGUUAUUUAUGUGAACAUAGAGUCAAAACUAGAGCCAGUCAAACUCACAAUGGGGCAUGUUUUCAUGAAUAACAGUGUCAUAUUUGUACUCCAUGUUCUGCCACAUACAGUCGUGGGCUGCCUUGAAAGCAGAUGCUGAGGAGUCCCGUGCCCAUGCAGCUCGGUUAGCCAUGGAAGCAGAGAGAGCCAGACAGGCAGAGGAGGAGGCACAGGGACAGGCUUCUCUGCUGCAGGAGGCGCUGGAGAGCUUAAGGAGUGGAGACAAUCCCCAUCUAGCACUGCACCAGCUGCAGCUACUACACCGGCUACCCUUGGAGUCAGUUCUCAGUUUGCAGGCUCAGCUCUGUAGCUGUCUACGCACCGUAGAACAGGUAAAAACCACCGACUUCUAAUGGCCUGACCAUGGUGUGUUUUAAUUUUUAUAGGAAUCAUGUUUUGACACUACAGCCUAAGUCCUGUUGCUAAGAAGCACUAAUUGGCAUAAAAGACCUGAGCGGCCUGGUAUUUAGUAAUGAAUGUCAUUUAGCCAAACAGACUUGGUAGUAAAGGAAUAUAAUAAUAAUAAUGUUUGUACAAGUGUAUAAUCAUCUGAACAACCCAGUUUGUCGGGAUUAUCGUAGAACCAGAAACUGUGUGUUCAGGGACUAGCCACAAAAACUGCACCUGAAGGAAAGAGAGUUUCUUAUUUUGCACAGUACAACCCUGGCUCUCAGGUUUUAACAUGUGCUCUCAGGUUGGCUCUCAGGACAGUCUUGGAAAUAUACACAUACAUAUAUAUAUAUAUAUAUAUAUAUAUAUAUAUAUAUAUAUAUAUAUAUAUAUAUAUACACACUCACCGGCCACUUUAUUAGGUACACCUGUCCAACUGCUUGUUAACACUUAAUUUCUAAUCAGCCAAUCACAUGGCGGCAAUUUAGUGCAUUUAAGCAUGUAGACAUGGUCAAGACAAUCUCCUGCAGUUCAAACCGAGCAUCAGUAUGGGGAAGAAAGGUGAUUUGAGUGACUUUGAACGUGGCAUGGUUGUUGGUGCCAGAAGGGCUGGUCUGAGUAUUUCAGAAACUGCUGAUCUACUGGGAUUUUCACGCACAGCCAUCUCUAGGGUUUACAGAGAAUGGUCCGAAAAAGAAAAAAUAUCCAGUGAGCGGCAGUUCUGUGGGCGGAAAUGCCUUGUUGAUGCCAGAGGUCAGAGGAGAAUGGCCAGACUGGUUCGAGCUGAUAGAAAGACAACAGUGACUCAAAUAACCACCCGUUACAACUAAGGUAGGCAGAAGAGCAUCUCUGAACGCACAGUACGUCGAACUUUGAGGCAGAUGGGCUACAGCAGCAGAAGACCACACCGGGUGCCACUCCUUUCAGCUAAGAACAGGAAACUGAGGCUACAAUUUGCACAAGCUCAUCGAAAUUGGACAAUAGAAGAUUGGAAAAACGUUGCCUGGUCUGAUGAGUCUCGAUUUCUGCUGCGACAUUCGGAUGGUAGGGUCAGAAUUUGGCGUCAACAACAUGAAAGCAUGGAUCCAUCCUGCCUUAUAUCAACGGUUCAGGCUGGUGGUGGUGGUGUCAUGGUGUGGGGAAUAUUUUCUUGGCACUCUUUGGGCCCCUUGGUACCAAUUGAGCAUUGUUGCAACGCCACAGCCUACCUGAGUAUUGUUGCUGACCAUGUCCAUCCCUUUAUGACCACAAUGUACCCAACUUCUGAUGGCUACUUUCAGCAGGAUAAUGCGCCAUGUCAUAAAGCUGGAAUCAUCUCAGACUGGUUUCUUGAACAUGACAAUGAGUUCACUGUACUCAAAUGGCCUCCAGAGUCACCAGAUCUCAAUCCAAUAGAGCAUCUUUGGGAUGUGGUGGAACGGGAGAUUCGCAUCAUGGAUGUGCAGCCGACAAAUCUGCGGCAACUGUGUGAUGCCAUCAUGUCAAUAUGGACCAAGCUCUCUGAGGAAUGCUUCCAGCACCUUGUUGAAUCUAUGCCACGAAGAAUUGAGGCAGUUCUGAAGGCAAAAGGGGGUCCAACCCGUUACUAGCAUGGUGUAACUAAUAAAGUGGCCGGUGAGUGUAUAUAUAUAUAUAUAUAUAUAUAUAUAUAUAUAUAUAUAUAUAUAUAUAUAUAUAUAUAUAUAUAUAUAUAUAUAUAUACCCCCGACCGGGGUGAUCAGUUCCCGGCCUGUGUCCAAGAAGCACUCAACCACUGCUUAUCCCUCUGGAUCCACAGCCAUUGCGAGGCUCUCUCUGCAGCCUCAGAGGCUGUAGAGAUGGCUCUCCUCUUCCGUGCCCCUGUGAUGCCCAGGAGACUGUAGGCCUUGCAGAGUGAUUUCCCUGCAAAGCCUCUUCCCCCCACCUCAAUCGGUAGGCAUCGUGCACGCCACCCCCGUGUGCGGCACUCCUCCACCAGCUCUGCAUAUUUCUCUCUCUUUCUCUCACUUGCUUCUUCCAUUCUCUCCUCCCACGGCACUGUUAGCUCCAACAUGAUGACUUGCUUGGAUGUCUCUGAGACUAGGACGAUGUCUGGCCUAAGUCUGGUUUCCACGAUGUUUUCAGGGAAUUUCAGUUGUUUUCCCAGGUCCACCCUUAGCUGCCAGUCCUUCGCUGUUCCCAGGAGGCCUGACUGGGCUUUAGGUCGGGGAGGUGGUUGAUCUCCAGCUCUUACAAAGGAGAUUUCACGCCUUGAUGGUUGUAAGCGUUUGCUCUGGAAGAUGGCAGCGUUGAUGGACUCAGCAACCGCCUUCAGCACACGAUCAUGGCGCCAGCGAUAGCGGCCAUCACCAAGUGCUUUAGGACAGCUGCUGAGGAUGUGCUCCAAGGUUCCUCUUCCUUGGCACAAGGGACAUGCUGGAGUUUCGACCUUGCCCCAACAGAAGAGGUUCGACGGGCUGGGCAGGACAUCAUAGACAGACUGAAUGAGGAAUUUAAUGCGGAGGGGUUCAGCCCUCCACAGCUCGUUCCACGAGAUUUUUCUGUCUGUGGCUUCCACCCAUCUGGUCCACGCGCCCUGUUGCCUCAAUCCCACCCACUGGCUUGCACGCUGCUCUUCAAUUCCGGCCCUCACCUCGAGCUGGACCUGGUCCCGCCUCUCCUUGCCCUUGAGCUUGUUGUACCGGGUUGUUGGAAUGGUUCCCAGUCCUGCACGGCCGGCAGCCACCGAUCCCACGAGGUCUCUGUGGCACAGCCGUGAUUCUGCCUGGUCCACAGCCUCCUUCGCUCUCCACUUUCUGCCAGUCCUCACCUCAAUUCCUGCUUGGGAAACCUUUGGGUCCUUGGAUUCCCUGUACUGGAGAACCUCCCUCGCUCUGGCAACCAUGAACUCCUCGGUGAGGCUGUUGAUGGGGAGAGUCAGCUUGUUCUUGUUGGCGUAAAGGGCGAUGCUGCUUAGGCUUCUGGGCAGACCCAACCAUCGUCGCAGGCAGCUGCUGACCCUCCUCUCAAACCCUUCCACAGUGGAGAUGGGAAACUCAUACACCAGCAAUGGCCACAGAAUCCUAGGCAGGAUGCCAUGCUGGUAUACCCACGCCUUGAAUUUCCCCGGAAGACCUGACUUGUCGACUGUGGUCAGCCAACUCUCCAGCUGUUCGUUGGUCGCCCUGAUGGAAGCGGCAUCCUUUAGGGAGCAGUCGAAGGUUUUUCCGAGGCUCUUCACGGGCUUCUCUGUGACUGAUGGAAUUUGGGUACCUCCUAGAGAGAAGUGGAACCGGUCACUCACCUUCCCUCUCUUCAGGACUAGAGACCUGGAUUUUUCAGGCUUGAAGCGCAUCCGGGCCCAGGUGGUCAGCCUCUCCAAGCCCUGGAGGAUCCAUCUGCAUCCUGGGACUGACACUGUUGUUACUGUCAGGUCGUCCAUAAACGCUCUGAUGGGGGGCUGACGGAUUCCGGACUUGGAUUUGGGGCCUCUGCACUCCGACUCGGCAGACUUGACCAGCAUGUUCAUGGCCAGGGCAAAGAGUAUCACUGAAAUGGUACAUCUGGUGAUGAUCCCUUUCUCCAGUCGAUGCCGUCCAGAUGUAACUGUGCCGGAGGUGAAUCUCAAGUUGAAGCUGUUGUAAUAGUCCAUGAUGAGGACUUUGAUGUUGCCAGGGACAUGGUGCCUCUCCAAUGCCACCUCCACUAGCUUGUGAGGUAUGGAGCCGUACACAUUGGCUAGGUCUAGCCAUAGUACAGCUAGGUCUCCUUUCCCCUCUCGAGCAUCCCUAAUCAAUUGUGUCACCACGCCACUGUGUUCAAGGCAACCUGGAACCCCUGGGAUUCCCCCUUUUUGCACAGAGGGGUCGAUGUACUGGUUCUUCAGGAGGUAGUCUGACAGCCGGUGGGAAAGAAUACUGAAAAAUAUCUUCCCCUCGACGUUAAGCAGUGAGAUGGUCCUAAACUGCUCGAUGGUGGUUGCCUUCUCUUCCAACCAUACCCAUACCCAUUCUGCAGAUCUCCAUUGUUGGGCAACCGUCCCCCUCCUCCAGAUCACCCUCAGGAUCUUCCACAGACGGUGCAGGAGCUUGGGGCAUCUCUUGUACACUAAGUAAGGUACACCAUUGGGUCCAGGUGCCGAGUUGUUUCUAGCAGCCUUGACCACCGUCUGGACUUCUUUCCAGCUGGGAACCUUGGUGUUUAAUUCAGUGGCUGGUACAGGUGGGUUGAUUAGGGCUCUGCAUUCACCUAGGUCCUCCUCCCGGGCUGCAUCACUGUAGGUGUCGUGAAGGUAGGUGUCUACUUCCUCCUUUGAGCAUGUGAGAUGGCCGCUGCACUUCUGGCCUAGUAGCUGUUUGGUGAACCCAAAAGGGUUCGCUAAGAAUGCAGCGCGUCUUUUGGCUCUCUCCUUAGCCCGCCUUCUAUGCCACUCUGCUCGGCGGAGGGUCAGCAGCCUCCUCCUAAGGACACCACGUAGUUCUGCCAGUCCUGGCUUCUCAUCCUCACUUGCACCCUUGAACUGCUUCUUCAGGUCUCGGAGUUCCUGUCGUAGCUGUGAGAUCUUUUCUGCCCUGCGGUUCUUGUAGUACUGGUUUGUGGCAGCACGCUUCUCCAUUGAUCCGAACCUUUCAGUGGCGAUGCUGAUGAUCAUGGUAGCCAUUGUUUGGAGUUUCCCGUCUGGCCCUCCUUUCAAGGUAGCUUCCAGGAUUCCAUCCACGUCAUCAUCAAAUUGCUGCCACUCACUCCCUUUGCUGGCUGGGGGCCACUUAACCCGCCGGUGGUGUUGUGGGAUGACUGGCGUUUGGGCUUCCAGGGCACAGAGGUUCUGGGCACUGUGGGUUGACUCCUGGCCCGGGUCCUCCUGCGUCUCACGAAGGACCUCUGGAGCACGUGGGUUCUGGGUGCUGCGGGUUUCUACCCGCCCCGGUUCCUCCUGCGACUCUUUGAGGUUGAUCCUUGAGCGCUGCUCUGGCUGCCUAUUCACCAAGCAGCCCAUCUUGGUCUGGUGGAUCUUCAGACCCUUUGGGUUUUUGCAGCUCUUUCUGCAUACACAUACAGCAUUCAUUGUCAAUUGUCCGUUUGCGUUGGUCGUUGCCUGGUUGACCGUCCGUUCGUGGUGCUCAUUCUCCCCCCCUCUCGGGCUCCCCUGGGGGUAUGUUUCUUUAGGGCUUUUUGUAGCUGAGUUUGGGUUCUUCCUCACGGAAGUUGCAGGUCGGGUUGCUGGCCCUUCCUGUCCCGGUUGCCGUCUUUCCGUGCUGUCUGCUGUCUCUCCAAGCUGUCACCACACUAUUCAUGGUCAUCAACCACUCUAUUCCUGGACGUCACUGGCCUAGCCAGAAUGACAUGGUUCUUACAUACAUCUAGUGAUGCGUUUCUUGGACACAUCUUCAGUGAUAGUGCCUGAGCUCAUCGGGGGUUUCGGGUAUAUAUAUAUAUAUAUAUAUAUAUAUAUAUAUAUAUAUAUAUACACGCACACAGAUAUAGAUAGAUAGAUAGAUCUUUUUGAUGGUAAAACCUGACAAAUAAAAUCUUAACCUCAUCAUGCACCAUGAGGGGUUCUUGUCCUCAAAGGCCAGAGUAGAUAAAUUACACCAUUAGCACCAUUCCCAACUACUUUUUCUGACAUUUCCUUCAUGUUCACAAUGGUCCCAGUAUUUCAAUUAUGAAGGCAAUCCUUAUUUUCCUAUUCAAGACAUAUUUCAUUGGCAUAUUUUGACAUUAUAAUCAAAAAACCAAACCAGGAUGCAUUUCCAAGAAGUCUUUCUAUGCAUCAUCAGCACACAGUAGAGGGAUGAGCAAGGAAGCAUUUCAGUGUAGAAUCUGACCACUAAAUUCUACCCAAUAUUUCCAUCUCUAUACUUGCAGUUUAGUUGAUGAAGUAAGAAAACAAUUUGCUUUUGAAAAAAUUGCAUUUAGUCAGACCAAGCAGCAACCUCAAGGAUGGAAGUCAGAACAAGUUUUAAAAACUGCAGUUCUUGAGUGGCCACUUGGGGCUGGCUCUUAAAGCUCCAAAAGGCACAUAUACAUCAAUUCUAAAAAUGCCUAAUUCCACAGUAAAGAUAAACAUAUCUACAGCUUGGUUCAAAAAACAGCCUUGGUCUGUAUAGCUCAGCUUUCUCUCUGCACACGGUAUGGGGGGUUAUUGUUUUAUGAAUAUAGCAAGUUUUAGAUAUGGUAAGAUCCAACAAGCAAUGUCACUGAGACUACGUCCAUCUUUUAUGCAGUCCAUUGAUGUGACUCAAAACUUACACAUGUUACACCAGAUAUUCUUAUCUUGACAAUAACAGCUUGCUUUAGCUACAGGCUCACCUAACAAAACAUCGGAUGUAAAAACAUGUGCCGGUAAGAUGAUAUAUUUCAGAAUAAAAUACUCCCUAUUACGUCCUGUGAGGGAGCCUUAUUCACUAAACUGAUGGACUUCAAGCUGUGAGUUCAGGAAUUUGCUCCUUUCACAGAAAAGCUAUCUUGCUCAAAGAUAUUGAACUUAUACACUCACCGGCCACUUUAUUAGGUACACCAUGCUAGUAACGGGUUGGACCCCCUUUUGCCUUCAGAACUGCCUCAAUUCUUCGUGGCAUAGAUUCAAUAAGGUGCUAGAAGCAUUCCUCAGAGAGCUUGGUCCAUAUUGACAUGAUGGCAUCACACAGUUGCCGCAGAUUUGUCGGCUGCACAUCCAUGAUGCGAAUCUCCCGUUCCACCACAUCCCAAAGAUGCUCUAUUGGAUUGAGAUCUGGUGACUCUGGAGGCCAUUUGAGUACAGUGAACUCAUUGUCAUGUUCAAGAAACCAGUCUGAGAUGAUUCCAGCUUUAUGACAUGGCGCAUUAUCCUGCUGAAAGUAGCCAUCAGAAGUUGGGUACAUUGUGGUCAUAAAGGGAUGGACAUGGUCAGCAACAAUACUCAGGUAGGCUGUGGCGUUGCAACGAUGCUCAGUUGGUACCAAGGGGCCCAAAGAGUGCCAAGAAAAUAUUCCCCACACCAUGACACCACCACCACCAGCCUGAACCGUUGAUACAAGGCAGGAUGGAUCCAUGCUUUCAUGUUGUUGAUGCCAAAUUCUGACCCUACCAUCCGAAUGUCGCAGCAGAAAUCGAGACUCAUCAGACCAGGCAACGUUUUUCCAAUCUUCUAUUGUCCAAUUUCGAUGAGCUUGUGCAAAUUGUAGCCUCAGUUUCCUGUUCUUAGCUGAAAGGAGUGGCACCCGGUGUGGUCUUCUGCUGCUGUAGCCCAUCUGCCUCAAAGUUCGACGUACUGUGCGUUCAGAGAUGCUCUUCUGCCUACCUUGGUUGUAACGGGUGGUUAUUUGAGUCACUGUUGCCUUUCUAUCAGCUCGAACCAGUCUGGCCAUUCUCCUCUGACCUCUGGCAUCAACAAGGCAUUUCCGCCCAUAGAACUGCCGCUCACUGGAUAUUUUUUCUUUUUCGGACCAUUCUCUGUAAACCCUAGAGAUGGUUGUGCGUGAAAAUCCCAGUAGAUCAGCAGUUUCUGAAAUACUCAGACCAGCCCUUCUGGCACCAACAACCAUGCCACGUUCAAAGUCACUCAAAUCACCUUUCUUCCCCAUACUGAUGCUCGGUUUGAACUGCAGGAGAUUGUCUUGACCAUGUCUACAUGCCUAAAUGCACUAAGUUGCCGCCAUGUGAUUGGCUGAUUAGAAAUUAAGUGUUAACGAGCAGUUGGACAGGUGUACCUAAUAAAGUGGCCGGUGAGUGUAUACAGAUACAUAUAACUUCAAACAGAAUUAAAAGCUGCUCUGGAGGAUCUGCCCCAGCUCUGUCGUCCCUGUAUGUGUUUGCAGAAAGACUUUAUGUUGGUACUUCACACUUUUCUUUUGUCUCAGUAGGUCUACAUGAGAGGUCUAAAUAUCUUCCUCUUUGUUUUGAAGGUGGUUUACAGAAAACAGAGACAGUGCUGUGUGACGUGUGGAGAGCAGGGCUCAGUGUCGCUGUCCUGUGGUCACGGACUUCAGUGUGAGAGCUGCUCCUCCUCCACAGAGUGCCCACUCUGCUCCGAACAGACCCUGGAGCAACCGCUUUCUUGACCCCACAACCCACUAGGACCACAACAGAUUCCAAACCAGUCAGUCCUGAUUCCUCAAAAACCAGCCUUGGACCUCAAUCGCCAGUCAAAGUCAUGUAGGGGUCAUUUGAUAAUGUGGUAACAACACUAGCACUGAUUUGGCUUUGUACUUUAAAGACAAUGAUUACUGAUUAGUGGUCAGUUUGAGUGAUUAAGAGAAAACUCCAGAUGUGGACUUGAGGAUAAAUUGUUUCAUUAAUCAGCCGUGCGUUUGACUAGUUCUCGCUUGUGACCAGCAACACUGUUUCUAUCCCUGUUCUUAUUGGUGAACAUAACUUAAAGACCUGUUGUUCAGUCUUCCUCAGUUACUAUUAAACAUUGAUAUUUACAGUUAGAUAAUAUUUUAACAUAUUCAACAGCACAAGCAAGCCAGGAAGAGUGCAUGUAUCUGGAGUGUUAUCCAUCCAUCUGGUCAGGGGCUUGUUAUUUAUUAUUCGCUCUUAUACUUUCAAAAGUUAUGGAUUGUUAUGCAUUAUUAUUCAACAGACUUCUGAUAAGAUUGGGAGGAUUUUUGGAGGCCCUCAGAGUCAACAGGGGUCACCCAAGGCACUUAAAGUCCACCCACAAGUAGACAUAUUAAACACACAGGAAUCCAGAUCAAAAAGCAAAUUGAUGUAAGUCUGCUGAGGACUCAAUCUAGAGAUUAUCUUAAAGCAGACCUGUAAUAUUCAUUUCAUCUUUUAUUAGGUAUGGGCUGAGAUUCGUGCCUCUAACACUGAAAUAGAAUAGUCAUGUUGAAUUUGAAAAGCAGGAUUUGAAUUUUAAAUUGAAAUUAACAUUUUAAAACUGAAUUUAUUUAGGCUACAUGAAAAUUCAAUUCUCUAUUUUCCUUAUAUUCAGAAAUAAGAAAUUCAGUUUCAGUUUGUACAAUUCAGAUUCAGUUUUGCAAUUCAGAUUCAGUUCAGUAUGAUACAGCCAUUACAGCAUUUAAGUCUGUGAAGAAGAGUGAUCAAGCACAAAUUCACACAGCUCCUAUUCGCAUCUGCCAAAACUCGUAAGUAAGAGCUGUAAAAAAGUAAUACUAAUAAUAAUAAUUAUUAUUAUUAUAAUAAGUAUUAUACAAGAAAUUUAAAAUACAAGAACUGAGGGAACACUAUCACAAGGGUUCAUGAGGAAACACAUUAGAAAUAUGCCUACAUUAGAAAAUUGCCUGUAAUUUAAAAAAAAAAAAACAGUUAGUGAUAAAAAAUUUGUUUAUUUAUUUAAAAAUUGUGUUAAUUAAGAAGUGAGGAAAAUAUGCCAAAAUACUGACACACCAUCCAUAGUAUUGCAGCUGCAUGGCUGAGGCUCUGACUUAGUUUGUGUCCAACCUCUUUUAACAAAAUGCGACAGAUCUAGUAGUUAUAUACUGUGAAUACAGACAAGCCUCAGCCCCUCUGCCUACAGUAACACAGCUAACAAAGGCCAUUUCUUUAUAUCGUCCUUUUACCCCUUGAUAGAGGAGGGGGGCAGAAUGAUAACAUUGUCCUGUUUAAUGAUUUUCCCACUUUGUUUUCAUUCUCAAUGACUUUAAUAUUCACGAUUAACAUACAAUGGCCAAGGAAAAUGCAGACUCUGUGCUCACUUUUAGAAGGCACCAGAACACAUAACCAUUGUGAAGCCACAGACCAUAAAGGAGUAUUGGCAGACAGGUAAAGGAGCUCUGUGAAUCUGUGCUCGAUUACUCUUCCUCACAGAUGUAGAUGAUGUAAUGGCUGUGCCACACUGAACUAAAAUGAAAUCAUAAAACUGAAUCUGAAUUUUGCGAACUGAAAUUGAAUUUCUUAUUUUUGAGUAGAACAAAAAUGAGGGUCAAACUUUCUCAUAGGUUAAAUACAAAUCCAAAGCAAAUAAAUUCAGUGUCAAAUCACUAAUUUAAAUUUCAAAGCUUGCUUUUUCAAUUCAGUGUAAUUAUUCAAUUUCAGUUUCUAGAGACACAAAUCUCAGCCUAUAUCCCGGACGCCAAAAGAGGAGACUUUUACAAUUCAGCCUCUGCCUGAAAUGGUUAAUUAUAGCUGCUUUUCCACUAAUAUACAUUUUAACACAGCUUGUGAGUGUCACUUUUUACACAACUUUGUCAUCACAAAAGGACCUGAAAGUGGCACCAGAUACAAAAAAACUCCAAGGCUAGCAUCUGGCACCUUUUUGAUCUUUAUUUAUGGUGCAAUCCAUUUGAUCAUUACAGGUAGAAAUUUCAAUAUGCUAGUCAGAAACGCCAUCAAGAACACCCCCUCAUAUCAAAAAUCCUACACUGAAACUUGGUGCAACUUCAGGUACUCUAAGCUGGAAAUUGAAGAUAGUUGCCCCCCUGCAUCAACAAUUAGAUAGCUUUAUUUAUUCAUUUAUUCUAAGGUUUAUUUUUGGGCUUUUUGCCCUUUUUUUUAGGAGGAUGGGUCAGCAAACAGAGAAGGGAAAUGGGGCCUCCAAAUGAUGGUGUUUAUUAUUUGUGUAGUUUAAUCAGUUAAACAGAUACCAUAGUGCACGUUUUAUCUGCGGUAAUGUUUCGCUUGUGCACAAACUAUCACACAGUCUGUCAUGGUUGUCAGGUUUUGCUAACAAUUAUACAAACAAAGGCAACUUUCUGACUUUGUUUCCAGCCUGUAACUGGAACAGAAUCAGCUCGGGUGCAUUUCCAGCCCUGACAUCCAAAGUGAACUGAAUGCACUGUAUGCCAUGUUUGCAAACAGUAGCUGUUGUCAGAUUAGCUUCUGUUCUCUUCCCCUUAGCUUAUGGCUUUGAUUCCUCUUUAGGGUCUUAGUAGGUGGACAGCCACAGGUUUCAAGUGAGAAUCAAAUCCAGCUCAUACUUUGUUUACAAAGUAGUCAUCAGUGAAGUGGAUUAACAGCUAGAUUGUGGCCGUUGUUUCGAAAACAUGCAACCUCACAUUCUUGUGCCUGUGUCUCUUGGUAGAGAAGUUACUGAGACUUUCUUAAAGAAACACUGUCAAAGUCAACAACAGACCAAAUAAGCAACGUGCAGAAUGGAGGAAAAAUCAGGCAGUGAAACAGACUUCCUCGCCUCUUUGUGGGGAAUCUUUGAGAGGGCUGCUAGGUUAAGUGAUCCUUUAGUAUUGUCCAGUACAACCUGAAAGCAGGCUUUAGAUGUGCUGAAACAAGCUGUUCAGUGCACCAAGAAAAUAUAUCUGGUAAUUAAGCUGCAAUGUUGUGUCAUAAUAUGACAUUUUAUUUAAGUAUAAAUAACCUGUAGUGUAAAAAUAUAUGUUGAAGCUACCGAGAGGAGUUCUUUAAAGUUUAUAAAAUAGACUGGAAUUCAUUUAGAUGCCUUUCCAUGAUAUCCAAAAGCAGUCAAGACCAUCAGCAAGAUGAUUUGCGAUUUUUAUAUCCUAGUUUUUUAUGCCAUAAAUCCGUUCAAUUUAUGUGUUGUUACAAUUCACACAUAAAAUGUUUACAACUAAUAAUAACUGUGACUGUUAAAAGUCAGCAGAGUGAGGUUUUUUGGCAGAAGACAAGACUUAAAAAUGUAGAAGACAAGGUAAGCAAAAGCAGAGGACACCAAGUGUCAAUCAUAGAAAACAUGAACCCCCUAAUAAACCUAAUCCUUAAUGAACCCCCCUAAUAAAAAUGGAGCUGCACAAAAAAAAAGAGGACUUGAACACAAACCAGUCUUACAAUAACUACAUGUCAACAUCACAACCAGAGGGGAGAAACAUUUAUAUUCUGUGUAAUUAAUUUCUAAAGUUUGUCUACAGCUCCAUUAAGUUUGCUGGUGGAGACAGGAUUUGUGACCUAUACUGUAGCCACCAGAAGUCCGCAUGGAAAAACGAGCUAAACCAGAUCCUUGUAGAUCCCCUUAAAACUGUGAAAUAGCCUACUGUGACUCUAUUUUGUGUCCGCUAGCUGCGCGGCACACCCCAAGCAUUUUGCGAUUCGCCUCGCUGAUGGCGCAUUUAAAGGUGAGGAGAACAGCUUGUAUGAUUGGUGAAAACAGGACUUGCGGCGUUAAACCUACUCUGCAGCGUUAAACCCACUCUACGCCUCCUCACCUCCCUCUUUCCUACUUGCGCCGCUGGAAGGAGCAGAGUUAGGGGGGUGGUGUACUUGUGCUUGGCUGCGCCACUCACCUAAUUAUCAAAGUGUGCUUGGGCACGCCCCAUCAGCGCUGCAGACCUGACUUGUGCCGCACCGGUGGCAUGGCAUGAAAAUAGUGCCGUAAUUUUCAGUAUUUGACAGUUUUGGAUUAGAAGAGGUGAAAACUUUUUAGGAUUGAGCACAAAACAAUCAUGGGUAACAUGUCACAAGAUGCAGGAGGCCUAUGUUUAGCAACUGAAAGCUCUAAAAGGUUCAUUUAAAUGUGAAAAAGUGAGGUCAAGAUGCACGAUAAAUCAAGCUCCUGUUGUACUACAUUUAAGACUUCAUCUUAUUGUAAUGGGUGAAAAUUAGAUUUCCAUCUGUUUAAGUUUGUACAUCAACCACCGCUUGUGCUGCAUUCAGUGCAUUCACUUCAUGACCACACAGACGUUAAUGUAAAACUGAAGUUUUCAGUGUCUAAUUUGAAGGUCUGUAACCUUCCCAGAUGGAUAGAUGACACAGCAGGUUAGCAGAGUUUAGUUUCUGAGGUUGAUGAGUUGUCCCAGCAUAAACAGGUCUGACUGAAAACUGGCAAAGGGCACAUCCGGUUUAAUCAAGACAAUAAUCCUACACUGCUACAGCCCAAAGGGAGCCUUCAUACCAGUCUGCUGGUAGCACUUGUCUAGAUUAUAUUGAGUUUUUUUAGUGAAACUCCAAUUCCUGUUGAAUAAAAACAGAAUUAUUUAAGACUUUAGUGAUAUUCUUUAAAGUUACAACAGAUGGCCUCUGUUAAAGCUCUCAGGUUUUCUCUUAUAUUCUUUUACAUGAACUGGAAGAGGAAAGCAUGUUAACACAAUCAAAGCAAAUGUACUCAGUCAACUUGUGUAGACUUUGAAAUAACAUUUUUUUAUUUUUUACUUAAACACUUUUCAUGUUAACUCAAACAUACAUCAAACAUAUAUAUUUUUGUUGAAAUCAACCCAUUUUGUUGUAUCUCAAAUCAACAUGUGACAUGUUUCUCUGCCAUAUUUUUACAGUUGUAGUAAACUUUGACAUUUCAGUGUGCCAGGACAUAGUAAAGUGGUAUCGUACUUAUCUCUUGCACUGAUUAGACAGAACAUUAGGAAGCGGACGGAUGUGUGAAGCUGUGUGAGGUUUAAAGGCAGACAUGAAAGUGUUCAUGAUCACUGUGAUGGUCUUUGGUCAACCAGUGUCCAGCAGUCUGUCCACACGCAAAUCACAGUGUUUCUUUCUGAGUGGACUUUUCUUUGUUUUUGGUACAGAUCAUUAAAACAAAUUGUAUAUUUUUGGAGGAA